ACUACAUAAAAGGAAAUCGCCUCUUAUCUACUUACCACCAUCUCUUGGACCGCACGACGAUGACGAUGACGACCAAACCUGAAACUGAUGUCUCUAUAGUAGUGGCAAACGAAGUGAGAGAAUGGCAUUUUCACAUUUAUUUUCGACAGAAGAAUGCCAGUGAGCAUCAUGCUGCGCUGGAGCUGCGUGAUGCCGUCUUGAGACUUUGCCGUGAUGGAGCUUUCGUGGCCGUGCCACUGUUCCGUGUCAAUACAGAGCCUAUUGGACCCCAUCCGGUGGGUUCCUACGAAAUUUGGGUCCCCGGGGAGAGCUUCUCUUCUGUAUUCUCGUUCAUUGCGCUGAAUCACGGACAGUUAAGUGUUCUUGUGCACCCCUUGACUUUAGAUGAGCGAGAGGAUCACGAACACCGCAAUGCUUGGAUUGGCCCGCCAUUCCCGUUGGAUUUGUCUGCUCUUCCUGAAAAAGCGAGUUCAGUACCCUUGCAAUAUCCGAGCCUCAGAAUGGGAUACUCUUCAAAUGUCCCUCCUCUUACAAUGGAACAACGAAAGAAAAUUGGAGCCAAUGUCACGCAUCUUCUGAGCAAGGAGAAGCUAGCGGCUAGACCACCUAUCUGGUAGUAUUAUUGAUCUGUACAGGUGUGUAUCCAAGCAAACCGAACUUCGGAAAUAAAGAGAUCUUGCGGAGAAAAUGCGACUGCAGAUAAAGCCGCGACGGCAACGUCGUUCACGCCACAGUAUGUCAAGGCAGUCA
This is a messenger RNA of Desarmillaria tabescens, 750 nucleotides long. RefSeq names its product DOPA-like domain-containing protein. The record is from RefSeq and is a predicted model, not a curated record. Lineage: Eukaryota; Fungi; Basidiomycota; Agaricomycetes; Agaricales; Physalacriaceae. The transcript is spliced from 8 exons. The coding region runs from base 60 to 617 and encodes 185 amino acids.